Molecule: messenger RNA, 1050 nt
Organism: Fulmarus glacialis (Northern fulmar)
Lineage: Eukaryota; Metazoa; Chordata; Aves; Procellariiformes; Procellariidae
Gene: CCDC89
Product: coiled-coil domain containing 89
Source: RefSeq, a predicted model, not a curated record
AUGGCUCAGGAUGAGAGAGAGGCAGAGAUAGCCAACUCCACGAGUGAUCCAGAGUCGGGCAAAGACACGGAAGAUCUGACAAAAGGCCUGGAGGAACUCCGUGAGAGCCCUGAAGAGGAGAAGAGUGAGAAGGCUCUGCUGCAUUCACGCCUAGAACAACAGCAUCGCCUUAUCUGUAUACUGAAGAAAAAAGCAGAUGAUGCACGCAAACGCUGCAAGAGCCUGGAGCACCUCAACAUGGAGCUGGAGAAACUGAGGACAGAGGAUGCUGUGAAAAUGAAAACCCAGACCCAACGGAUUCAGCAUUUGGAGGGGUGCUUCAUGGAUACGGCCAACAACCAUGAAAAAAUGAUCCAGUUCAAGGAUGAACACAAGAAACGGCAUAUGCAGCUGUGGGAGGAGAAUAAGCGCCUGCAGGAGAACAAGACGCAGAGGGAGAAGGAAGCUGAAGUGCUCCAGCUCGCUGCCCAGGCCAGAAAGCUCUCGCAGCAGUUAGCCUCCUUAGAGGAGACGUGUGCUUACGAGAGUCGCAGAGCCCAGGAGCGAGAAAAGGAGCUGCUAGAAGCUCAGAGACAGCAAGAAAGUGCCUAUGCCUGGGAAGUCGAUUCACUAAAAAAACAGCUGCAACGCCUACAGGAGAAGCAUCAACAAACUGUUGCACAGGUAGAGCAGGCAGAAAGUCAGCAGAGGGCUCAGGGCAGCGAGCUGCAGGCCAAGCUGGAGAGGGCAAACAAGGAGAAAGAGCGACUACUGAACCUGGCCAUGGAGAGGGGCAAAGCUCUGCAAGAGAAGGAACGGGAAAUUCAGCAGCUGGGGAAGAAGCUGGAGACUGCAGAAAAAGCCAGGCAGAGAGCAGGAAAGCGCCUUGUGAAAGAGGCAGCAGCAGGGGACAAUGACCUGAAGGUCCAAGAGCUCCAACAACAGCUCGAAAGCAGCAAGCAGGCAUACAGCGAACUCUUGCUGCAGUUUGAUGCUUACAGAAAGCACAGCACAGAUUUACUGACUAAAGAAAAAGCGCUGAAUGUCAAACUCCGUCAUUUUAUUGCGUAA